This is a messenger RNA of Telopea speciosissima, 4028 nucleotides long. RefSeq lists its product as uncharacterized. The record is from RefSeq and is a predicted model, not a curated record. Bases 396 to 3704 code for a protein of 1102 amino acids. NCBI's taxonomy places the organism in Eukaryota, Viridiplantae, Streptophyta, Magnoliopsida, Proteales, Proteaceae. The transcript is spliced from 13 exons.
UAAUCUGGGCUUUGGAUAAUAGCAGUGGCUUGCAUCACUGUCUUCAUGUGUCAUGUGCAAUUAUCUGCAACAAAACCUUCAUCAUUCACGCAUACCCAUGAUUUUUAUCAGUCUCUUGUUUUCAUUAGGAGUUUAGGACCAAGGUUUCCUUAAUGGAGACUCUCUUUUCUCUUCUUCAUCAAUUUCUAGUUAGUGUGGUCCAUCAAUUCAAUUUCCUGUCACACUGUAAGUCUUGCAAAAGCUUUCAGCACGGCUUUCAUUUUUUACUUCUUUUCCGCUUUACUGUUUAGGCCGUUUAGAGUUUCAAACAAAGCCAACAUAAACUCCACUCUUCUGGGACUGCAAGUUGGGGUGUUAUCCCCACUAGAAGCUUCAAACCCCCUAGUUUUUCUGAAAUGGGCCUGACGGUAUUCUCACUGUUGGAUUUUAUCUCUUUGUUCUUUCUUUUCUGUCUGGAGGUUUACUGUGAUAGCUCUCAGUUCUCUGUGAAUUUCUUGGAGUUUCCUCCGGCAUUGUCGCCUCUGGCGUCAGCUACAUUUGUGUUUGAAGUUCUGGAGGGCCAACAUGGAGAUAUUUGCAGAAAUUGUAGCAUCAAGUGCAAGCUGGAUGACCAGAUCUCAUCAGACUGUGAAGCCAGGAAAGCUUCGUACACGGACUUGCAUGAUGGAAGACAUUUAUUUGAGGUCUGCAUCAAUGGGUCUCAAGGAGCUGGCUGUGCUAGCUAUAACUGGACUGUUGAUACAGUUCACCCUACUGCAUAUGUUACGGCUGCAACAUCUUUUACAAAUGCCCUCAAUGUCACUGUAAAUAUUUCUUUCAGUGAACCCUGCAUCGGAGGAGGUGGUUUUGGGUGCUUAUCCGUGAAUGCCUGCAAUCUUCUUGUCUAUGGUGCUGGCCAAGUUAUACCAUCUACACUCAAAAUCCUUCAUCCAGACCUCAUAUUUUCUCUUGUUGUGGGUUUAUCAUCUAAUGUUCAUUACGGGCGAAUAAUAGUGGUUAUGGAUAAGAAUUUCUGUACAGACAGUGCUGGAAACCCAUUUAUGAGGAGUGCAAACUCAAGUUUCUUUGUACACUUCGAUAGAAGAAAUGUGUUUCUGAACCUAAGGACUGGCAUUCCUGAACAGCUCCUGCAAAUCAAUGGUGAAACCAGAACAGUUGAGGCAACAAACAAUUCUAAGAACCUAAAGGUGUAUUUGAACUUCUCAGAUCCUGUUCUCAACUCAUCUGCAGAAAUUCUUGAUUCUCUUCAAAUGAGUCAGGGCCUGCUUCUUCCUACUAAUGGAAAUAGCCUUGGAAAUCGCCGAUUCGGCUUCCUCGUUAAGAAUAUAUCAAAUGUUUCUGUUGUUACUAUAAGCUUUAAAUCAAGCUCUAUAAUAAGCAGACAUGGGACGCCAGUUUCUCCGAUUGCUCCGGUCACUUUCCUCUAUGAUCGUCAAAGGCCUACUGUGAGAUUGACCACAACAUCUAACAUGAGGACUAGAGAACACAGUGUACCAGUACUAAUAAAGUUUGCAAAGCCAAUAUUUGGCUUUAACCAUUCAGCAGUAUCAAUUUCAGGCGGGCAUUUGCAGAGCUUUCGGGAAAUCAGUUGGAGCAAAUAUGCUGUAGAGGUACAUGCAACUGACAAAAUUGUAUCCGUCCAUGUUCCUGAAAAUAUAACUGCAGAUGUUGCGGGAAACAGAAAUCUGGCAUCAAACACUCUACAAGUGAGGCACUAUUCAGUGCCUUUGGUAUCUUCAGUUGUCUCCACCUUCGCAACUACUGUUUUUGCAGUAACUUCUUCAGCUUCAGGAUUGCUUACAGUUUCUACUGCAAGCCUUCAAUCAAUUGGGGCACUUUCUGGGCUAUCUUCAUUGACGUCUGAUCCUGCGAAGAAUCUUUUUAGGAUUGCAUGCCACAUUCAGGUCUUUGCACUCUCUAGAUGGUUAGCAGUUACCAUACCAGUUGAAUAUUAUGAGUUUGCAAGGGGUUUGCAGUGGACUAUUCCCUACCUCAGACUCCCAUGGGAAAGUGGACAUGUCCAGCCAGUCAUAGUAGAUUCAAACCCUACAGCCAUUACAAGUUCAGUAAUAUUGGAAAAUCAUAAGGGAAUUUACAAGAGUGUGCAAUCACCAGAUGGAAAUUUAGAUAUGUCUGCUUCAAUAAAUGGCUUGCCACUUGCACCCAUGGAGUAUAGAUCAUAUUUUGAGGGCCAAAAUAUGAAACCUGAAGCUGAUGAUAUCCUGGACCAGCAGAAUUCAGAUGGGUGGAGAGAAUUCAAUAGAAACAUAUUCUGGUUAUCUGUAAUUGGUGGCAGCUUAAUUCUUCUGCAUGCUAUAGUCCUUUGUAUUUUAAGACUCAGAAAGAGGAGUUCAGAAAAACAGGGGUCUUACGGAGCACUCAUUUUUCCGAGGUUUGAGAUAUUUCUGAUAGUUCUUGCAUUGCCCUGCAUCUGCCAGGCCUCAGCAGCUGUAAUUAAAGGAGGAACUACUUCAGGGGUUAUAGUUGGUAUUCUGCUGUUGGGUGUUGAAUCUUUUCUACUACUAGCCUUACUGCUGUUUCUCUCAGCUGGGAUAACAAUAGGUAAGCUACUUCAGUAUAAGGAAGUUCAUCAAGAAGGCCAGAAAUUUCACUGGUAUCAAGAAAUUGUCCGAGUGACCUUGGGUCCUGGUAAGAGAGGCCAAUGGACAUGGAAGAACCAGCCGAACUCUAUUUAUCCAACAAUGUUAGGCCCUUUGUUUGAGGAUCUGAGAGGCCCUCCAAAGUACAUGCUCUCACAGAUCUCUGGGGGAAAUCCUAGCAAGCAGGGGGACCGCAUCAUAGCCUCAGAUGAUGAAACCGAAGAUGCAGAGGCACCUUUUAUCCAGAAGCUCUUUGGCAUUCUUAGGAUAUACUAUAUUUUUCUUGAAACUGCUAAGCGUUUUGUGCUUGGAAUUGUGGUUGGUGCUUAUUCGCUGGAUGUGUCAUCCAGGACUCCUGCAUUAACGUUGCUAUGCAUCACCUCAUUUCAGCUCUUCUUUCUAUUGUUGAAGAAACCUUUUAUAAAGAAAAAGGUUCAGUUAGUUGAGAUCCUCACAAUUGGCAGUGAAGUCGGAAUCUUCUCUACAUGUCUGGUACUCUCAGAGAAGGAAUUUUCAUCAGGUGAUGAGACAAAAAUUGGAAUAUUCAUGCUAUCACUUUUCUUGAUUGGAUUUUCUGCGCAGAUGAUCAAUGAAUGGUAUGCAUUGUAUAGGCAGACGCUCCGACUGAGCCCAACCAACUCUUUCUUGUCCGGAUUAAGAAGUGCUUGUGUUGGAUUACUGUUGAUUUUGAUCCCAUGGAAUUUACUUAAGAACCUGGACAAUGUGUUCCCCUUGAAUCAGUCUGGGGGUGAAGAGAAAGAGAUUUCUGUCACUUUCGGAGACCGGGAUAGGAGUUCUGGGAGCAAAAGCUCAGGUACACCUGAUAAACCAUGGAUGAGACAACUAAGAGAAUUGGCUAAAGCUAGCUUCAGUAAGGAGGAUGGAAGUGCUUCAAAAGAUCCAUCGACUAGUCAGACACAGAGAAGUACUUCAAAAGAUCCAUCGACUAGUCAGACACAUACGACUAGUCAUCAGACACAGAGAAGUGGGUUUUGGAGCGGCAAGAGGAGUGGGAGUUCAUCAGUAAGUUCAUCAUCAGAUUAUAAGGCGAGGAGAUCAAAAAGCUUGUACAGAGAUUUAGAAGCCAUUUUCUCAUCCAAGUAAACUUCCAACAUUUUUCACAGUGGAGUAGAGCUUUUGAGUUCAUGAAGAGUCCUUGUCUUCCCAUCAGCUGGUUUACUACUGACAAAACUAUCAUUUGGAACUAUAAAGCAGUUGAUGGAUGGUUGUGAUCAGAGUGCUCUUGAAUGUCCUAGUGUUCUCAGACAUUGCUUGGUUGGGGUUUUGUAAUCUAGAUUAUAGACAUUAAAAGAAGGUUCACUAAAGCUGUUUGCAAGUAGCUGUAAUUGCCAAUGUUGUUCACAUUGGAGGUUGAAUGUACUUAAAGUCGUUUAAAAAUGAAGCACAGCAAGAAUUUAUAUUUCAUUA